This is a messenger RNA of Culicoides brevitarsis, 978 nucleotides long. RefSeq names its product luciferin sulfotransferase-like. Gene Ontology annotation, molecular function: sulfotransferase activity. Gene Ontology annotation, cellular component: cytoplasm. Lineage: Eukaryota; Metazoa; Arthropoda; Insecta; Diptera; Ceratopogonidae. The transcript is spliced from 3 exons. The coding region runs from base 1 to 978 and encodes 325 amino acids. Gene Ontology annotation, biological process: sulfation. The record is from RefSeq and is a predicted model, not a curated record.
AUGUUUGAGUUUACAUCGAUCGGUCCCACAAAAGUCGAUUGUGACGGUUGUCACGACUUCGUUUACGUCUCGUACAACAAAACGGAUGCCUCGCAGCUCGAUAUGGAAGGAAAUAACAACAACAGAAUCGUUUUAAUUGAGAAAUAUGCCAAAAUUGCGCAAAAAAUUAAGGAUAUGGAGGUUUACGACGACGACAUUUGGGUUGUAUCGUUCCCCAAAUCGGGCACAACUUGGACAAUGGAGAUGACAUGGUUGCUAAAUAACGAUUUAAACUACAAAAUGGCGCGAGAUGUUGAAUUAUCGCAUCGUGUUCCCAUGUUGGAAAUUAGUGGCGUUUUGAACUUAUUUCCCGAAGGCUCGGCAGAUACAGUGAUCAACAUGCGGCGCCCACGACACAUUAAAACGCAUUUGAAUGUCGCAUUGUUGCCCGAUAAACUUUGGACGAGCAAAGCGAAAGUUUUUUAUGUCGCGCGUAACCCGAAAGAUUGUAUCGUCUCGUAUUUUCAUCAUUCGCGACACAUUACCGGAUAUCACGGGUCAAUGGAUGACUUUGUAGAGACAUUUUUGCAAGAUAAGGUCCUUUACACGCCAUAUUUCGAACAUAUUCAAGCUUUUUGGAAUUUGCGCCAUAAACCGAACAUCAUGAUGUUCAUGUACGAAGACAUGCAAGCAGAUCUUCUGAGUAUUUUGAGGAAAAUUAGCGAGUUUCUUGGCAAAAAUUACACUGACAAGCAAUUAAUUGAGCUGAAGGAGCAUUUAUCAGCAGAUAAAAUGAGAAAAAAUCCUUCAUGCAACAACGACGUUUUCCUCUCGGAAGCGCAAAAACGAAACAAUCCAGUGAACGACGGGACUUAUACCUUCAUUCGCAAAGCAAAAGUCGGCGGAUACAAGGAGGAAUUGAGUCAACAUUUUAUUGAACGAAUCGACAAAUGGACCGAGGAAUCUCUUAAAUUUACUGAUUUUCGUUUCAAAUGUUAA